UUCUUCAAAAGAUGCGAAAGAACAUGUGUGCUUUAGCCGUAGCUCGCCGGCCGUUCAACUGCACAAGCAAAAUCAGUUGCUCCGAAUCCUCUGAUGCAUGUUUACUUCUCCAAUCUUAAAUCCCAACUUCAUGCUCUUCACGUUCAAAUUUUUAUGCAGGGACAAUGAAUUGGAUUCUUAAUUUGCAUUGAGAAACCAAUCAUUUUGAAUUUUGGGUGAUAGCUCUUUUGGUAUGAUGUACACAAUUGAUUUUCAGAAGUUGUGCCAAAUUGAUAGAAGGAAAUGGAUUUUGGUGUUGUGUUUAGUGGCACUUACUCAUUUAUUUUGUCAGACCUUGAUGCUUCCUUAUGGCAAUGCCCUUCUCUCUCUGUUGCCUGAUAACACCGAAAUUAUACACCAGAAAGUUAGCUUCUCGUUUAAAGAAUCUUCGUUGAAGUCAGAUGAACCUGUUACGGUUGAUGGUUCAAGCUUUGCUAACUUGUCUCUGUUGCCUACUGGUGUGGAAAACACAUAUAGAGUUAAGACACGGGUUGCAGGACAAAUUGUUGAUGACGGGGAGAAGAGUAGUUCUAUUUUGAAUGAAAAAUCGCUAGAUAAUGAUUUUGAUUUUGUUGAAGAUGCAACCCUGGAUAAUGAAAAUCUGUUUGAGGAAAUGGAGGCAGACGAGGAGUUGAAGGUGCAGAGUGGUAUAAACCAAGAACAUGGUUCUGUAAGACCAAGUGAGGAUGAAACCAUCGAGAAUAGUAAUGAAUUAUCAACGGUCUCUACGUCAGAUGCUAAUAGAGGUAUGAUGCCUGACGGGAGUCAGCGAGUUGGAGUCGAUGCCUCGUUACCCGUUGUUGGUUCAACCCGUAGGGAUCCAUUGGUUUCUUCGAGAUCAAGCUUGAGCAACUUGGGUAUUUCUCCUCGUAACUUGUCUAAAUCUGGAGAACAAAAUCUUUCGCUUCCCAACAGUGGGAACAUUGUUUUGUUGCAACCUAACGUGUCUACUACAACAAGGAAUCGGGCUAGGAAGAAGAUGAGAUGUGAAAUGCCACCAAAGUCGGUAACGUCUUUCUCUCAAAUGGAACGCUUACUAGUCCGAAAUCGUGCUCGUUCACGUGCAGCGAGACCGAGGUGGUCAUCUGAACGUGAUAAGGACAUUCUAGCAGCUAAGUUGCAGAUCGAGAAUGCUCCCCUUCUGAAGACUGAUCAAGAACUUUAUGCUCCCGUCUUCCGAAAUAUAUCCAUGUUCAAAAGGAGCUAUGAGCUUAUGGAGAGCAUACUCAAGAUAUACGUCUACAAGGAAGGUGCGAAACCCAUCUUUCACCAACCAAUCCUAAAAGGACUGUAUGCAUCUGAGGGGUGGUUCAUGAAAUUGAUGGAGAGGAAUAGGAAAUAUGUUGUGAAAGAUCCUCGAAAGGCUCACUUGUUUUACAUGCCUUUUAGUUCACGGAUGCUGGAGUAUACUUUGUAUGUACGUAACUCCCACGAUCGGACCAAUCUCCGACAGUAUCUGAAGGAUUACUCGGAAAGGAUUGCUGCUAAAUACCGCUUCUGGAACAGAACUGGCGGGGCUGAUCAUUUUCUCGUAGCAUGCCAUGACUGGGCUCCUUACGAAACGCGACACCACAUGGAGCAUUGCAUCAAGGCUCUCUGCAAUGCCGACGUUACUGCAGGGUUCAAAAUAGGAAGGGAUGUGUCCCUGCCCGAAACAUACAUUCGCUCCCAGCGGAAUCCUCUGAGAGAUCUCGGUGGGAAACCGGCAUCGCAGAGGCGUAUUCUCGCUUUCUACGCUGGAAACAUGCACGGGUACUUACGACCCAUCCUGCUCGAGCAUUGGAAGGACAGGGACCCCGAUAUGAAGAUCUUCGGCCCAAUGCCACCCGGUGUUGCCAGCAAAAUGAGCUACAUUCAACACAUGAAGAGCAGCAAGUUCUGCAUCUGCCCGAAGGGCUAUGAAGUGAACAGCCCGAGGGUCGUCGAAGCCAUCUACUACGAAUGCGUGCCAGUCAUCGUAUCCGACAACUUUGUGCCGCCGUUUUUUGAUGUCCUGAACUGGGAUGCAUUCUCCAUAGUUGUUGCAGAGAAGGACAUACCGAACCUGAAAGAUAUACUCCUCUCUGUACCAGAAGAGAAGUAUCUCCAGAUGCAAGUUGCUGUGAGAAAGGUUCAGCAGCAUUUUCUUUGGCAUGUGAAGCCUCAAAAAUAUGAUCUUUUCCACAUGACCCUUCAUUCAAUUUGGUACAAUAGAGUCUUCCAAGUAAAAGCAAGGUGA
Ipomoea nil (Japanese morning glory) is the source of this 2257-nucleotide messenger RNA. Its product is annotated as probable glycosyltransferase At3g07620. Gene Ontology annotation, molecular function: glycosyltransferase activity. The record is from RefSeq and is a predicted model, not a curated record. The transcript has 5 exons. Lineage: Eukaryota; Viridiplantae; Streptophyta; Magnoliopsida; Solanales; Convolvulaceae. Bases 233 to 2257 code for a protein of 674 amino acids.